This is a messenger RNA of Psylliodes chrysocephalus, 1458 nucleotides long. Lineage: Eukaryota; Metazoa; Arthropoda; Insecta; Coleoptera; Chrysomelidae. The record is from the annotation of a GenBank genome assembly.
AUGAAUCAAGAUAGAUAUUCUCUAAUAGAUAAUGCCGCCAAUUCAAGUAUAGCACCAGAAUCUGGAUACGAAUCAGGAGAAGCAGUUUUUAAUAAACCAAAGACGUUUCGACAACAUGUUGCAGCUUUUGCAGCCACACUCUCAGCUCUUGCUGCUGGAUCAGUUUUAGCAUGGACUUCUCCAAUCCUCACUGAUCUAGAAAAAGGCAAAUUCAAUGAUAUACAAUUAGAUAGUGACCAGAUAGGAUGGAUAGGUUCCUUUGUUACACUAGGCGCAAUGACUAUGUGUAUACCCACAGGCUUCAUUUGUGACAUCAUCGGUCGGAAGAAGACUUUGCUCUUACUAUUUGCACCUUUUACAGUAGGAUGGAUAUUAAUAAUAUUCUCUAAACAUGUUUUGAUGCUGUACUUUGGUAGGUUAUUCACAGGAGCAGCUUCUGGUGCUUGUUGUAUAGCUGCUCCCAUAUAUACAAGUGAAAUUGCACAUAAAAGUGUUAGAGGAACAUUAGGGAGCUAUUUUCAAUUGAUGGUCACAGUGGGAAUAUUUUUUGCUUAUAUUUUAGGAAAAUAUUUAUCUCCAAUUAAUUUUACUAUUGUGUGUGGUUCUCUUCCAUUUAUAUUCCUCUUAACUUUUUCUUUUCAACCCGAAUCGCCAGUAUUUUUGUUGAAACGAGGUAUGUAUGACAAAGCCAAAGAAGCUUUGAUAAUUUUAAGAGGUGAAGGUUACAAAAUAGAUUCAGAGUUAAACGAAAUUGAAGGUUACUUAAAAGAGAGUACUCAAGCUACUAUUUCUCUAACUGAAACAUUCAAACAGGGCGCUGUUAUCAAAGCUUUUGUAAUAUCAUGCUCUUUGAUGUUCUUUCAACAAUUUAGUGGUAUUAAUGCUAUAAUUUUAUACACAACAAAUAUUUUUGAAACUUCUGGAGUUGAUUUAGAUCCCCAUGAUGCUGCAAUUCUAGUUGGUUUCUUUCAAGUAAUUACCACAUUUGUGACAGCCGCAAUUAUUGAUAGAUUGGGUAGAAGAAUUUUGCUGUUUGUUUCAGCUUUGUUUGUAACUAUUACAAUGUUUCUUUUGGGUGCAUUUUUUACUCUCAAAAACAGAACCGACGUGGGCGAAAGUGUUAUUACAAAAUUAGAAUUUGUGCCUGUAAGCGCUUUGUGCAUUUUUAUUAUUGCUUAUUCAAUAGGUUUGGGUCCUAUACCAUGGGUCAUUUCUUCGGAAAUUUUUCCUACUGAAAUCAAGAGUAUUACCAGUUCCACAGCUGGAACCUGCAACUGGUUUUUAGCAUUUAUAUUAACCAGAUUCUUCUUACAGGUGUCUAAUUAUAUAGGGCAAGAUAGCACUUUCUAUAUAUUUGGGUCUGCUUCAAUGAUAGGAAUAUUUUUUGUUUACAUUUUUGUACCAGAAACAAAAGGGAAGAGCAUCAUUGAAAUCCAAGCUAUUUUGAAUAACAACUAA